AUGGACGGACGGCACCCGACGCAACCCGGGACGGGGAGCGAGCGCCCGGGCUGGCGGCAGCACCGCCAGCAGCCAACGGGGCCGCGUCGGUGGCGGCGGGGCAGGACCGAGCGCCCCCCGCUCCGCCCGCCCGCGAGCCGCCGCUGUCGCCACGGCGACGCGGGCGCCGCGUCGCGUUGCUCCGCAGAAACCUUUUCCCCGUGCGCAAUUCCCGGGGUUAGGGGCGCGUGGCGCCCCGUCAGGCAGUCACUGCGCAGACCUGGGCUGGAGCUGGCUGGGGAUUGGUACUACCACGUGCCACUGAAGCAGCCAGAGAAACCGGUGAACUCAGAAAUCCCACUUCCUCCAACAUCCCAGAUUCCAGGUCUGAGUGAUCUUGCAGAACCUCAUGAUGAAAAGAUGUUUGGGGGCCGCAGGAAAUGGAUCAAAGAUACUGAUUCAGAAUAUGUAAAGCUGGCAAAGCAAGGAGGCCGACCUGACUUACUGAAGCACCACAUUCCUGCUACAAGCAAGUCAUCUCCAGUAGCAUAUGCUGCCCCUGACUGGUACUCACACUGCUCUACUUCCUCAACAACCGAUGAGCCACAGAACCAUGUUUCUACUAUACCGGAUUUUAUGAUUCAUAAAGAGUUUAAGGCUAGUGAUCAUCAUAGUACUAACUAUGAGACAAGAAGAGCACCAUUUGAUUUCGAUAUGAAAAGUGUUUGGCAACGGGAUGCUGAAGAUAAAGAGAACACAGGAAAAAAAAAGGUAAAGUUUCCAGCUAUAAACCCUAAAUAUCAAAGCAAAAUUCAGAAUGUUCCUACAAACAAGGAGUUCAGUGGGAAAAAUAAGCUUACCUUUCCACCCAUGCCUGCUCAGAGAAAUGGUGAAGCAGUAAACUUCAGCAAAUUAAUUAGCAAUGGUUAUGGAGCUGACUGGAUUCAGCAGCACAUUGAAAGAGAAAAAAAGGUUCAACAAACAUCAGAAAAUAGUGAGGAAUUGAGAGAUCCUCUUUCUCCAGAUUCAGAACCAUCACUGCCUGAAACAGCAUCUGCAAGUAACGAGUGAAUGCCAUAGCUUCAGGAAUACUCCAGACUAUUGGGAAAAGUAAAGCAUUAUAGGGCUUAUAAUGAAGUCCACUUUUUAUAUGCUAGAUUACGUUUAUCUGAUAAGAUUACAUUUCUAGUUAAACUGCUUCCUUAUUGAGUGCUUUAUCUCUGAACUUCACUGUGCUUCGUUACAGCACGUUGUAAAGCGUAGGCAACAGCUGUCAGCAUGAACCCUUACACCUUUGCUUAAUAGGGUUUCAAGGAGCAAAACUGAAAUUCUCUCUAAUAUAAGACUAGUGCUCCUUUGCUGUUGUCACAUAGGAUUACCCUGUUGCUGCUGAUCUGUACUAUACGUGAGUAAUGUAUCAGUAUAGUUGAAGAAAAGCUUGCUGGUUUGGUUAUGAUUGUACUCAUCAUUUGUCUCAUAAAGAAAGGGGAAGUGGAGCUGUAUGGGUCUAACUGAUAGAAACAAACUGAUAAAGCUACCUUGGGUAGAAAAGCAAAUCCUUCACUGGAAAGGUAGCCUCUUAGUCCCCAAAGCAGAUUUACACCAGAUACUCAGCUUUCUUGCAUGAUUCUUUUCACUACACCUGCUGCAUAAACACUGGACAUAGUGUUCGGAAUUAAUGUAUAACAAUUAUUUUGAUAUUCUGAAAGUUAGA
Messenger RNA from Nothoprocta perdicaria, 1693 nucleotides. RefSeq names its product chromosome unknown C7orf57 homolog (gene CUNH7orf57). The record is from RefSeq and is a predicted model, not a curated record. The transcript has 9 exons. NCBI's taxonomy places the organism in Eukaryota, Metazoa, Chordata, Aves, Tinamiformes, Tinamidae. The coding region runs from base 1 to 1050 and encodes 349 amino acids.